Lepisosteus oculatus (spotted gar) is the source of this 6855-nucleotide messenger RNA. It is a transcript of the gene lef1, whose product is annotated as lymphoid enhancer-binding factor 1. Lineage: Eukaryota; Metazoa; Chordata; Actinopteri; Semionotiformes; Lepisosteidae. Gene Ontology annotation, cellular component: beta-catenin-TCF complex; chromatin. Gene Ontology annotation, biological process: regulation of transcription by RNA polymerase II; canonical Wnt signaling pathway. The record is from RefSeq and is a predicted model, not a curated record. Gene Ontology annotation, molecular function: DNA-binding transcription factor activity, RNA polymerase II-specific; RNA polymerase II cis-regulatory region sequence-specific DNA binding.
GACGGCUUCUCUUUCAUCUUUCCUCUCGCACUCUUAGCAAGACGCAGCGAGAGAGAGAGGGAGGGGGGAGGAGAGUUACAUUACCAACACACAUUACAGAAGCACUGCAUUACAAGGAGCGGAGCUCCAGUUUGGAGUCAUUUUACGACGUAUUGAUAUAAGAUACAAGAACUUUUGGACUUUUGGGAUUUUUUUUUUACAAAUUCGUGUUUAGGUUGUUUUGAACGAAUGAACAAGGAUGCGUUAUAGGUGUACAAAAAGUGUCAUGCUGCGCCGUUUGUAAACACAGCGGGGACAAAAAGACUUGAAAUAGUAGCUUUUUUUUGAAAGAACGCGGUUUGUGAAGCCUAAAAAACACACCAAGCAGGUUGCACUUUUUUGUACUUCACGGUUGUUUUUUACGGGAGUGGAAUCCGACGUAGAAACGAAUUUUAACAUUAUCUGGGGCGCUGAAGAGGAAAUAUUUUAAGGUUGUCUUCAAUUUUAUAUAGUGGGUUAUUUAUUGUACACCGCAUACUCACGGAAAAAUCUAGCGUGUUUUUCAGCACGUAUCGAUUAUUGUUCUUGAACAAAAACUGGUAUCCGAGUCAAGUCCACGGAGUUUGGGCAGCGUUUUGGCAACUGAAAACCCCACAAACUGCGGACUGCCGUACAAAAACGUUUCUUCAGUAUUUGUUUUUUUUCCCCUCUUUCUUCACUCAAUGUGAGAUUUUGAUUUUUACCUUUACCUAUAAAAUGUUUAAACUGCAUUGGGUAUUUUGGUUCUGAAUAAUUUUAAGAAUUCACGAUACUGAAAAAAGUCGAAAACACCGUCGAAAACGCUCCUGUUGCUGUAGUCAAUACAAGCGGUGUUGCAGACAGAGCACUCACACUAAGACUCGAGUACGAUACGUUUUUCCUUAACGGGAACUCUUCCACUUUCACUUUGGGAUUAAGAACAGUUAUUUUUUUAAUAUUAUUGAACGGGAGUGCUUGCGUUCAUUUGAAAAACAAAUAUGCCCCAGCUAGCUGGAGGGGGUGGCGGCGGCGGAGACCCGGAACUGUGCGCAAACGAUGAAAUGAUCCCUUUCAAAGAUGAAGGGGAUCCACAGAAGGAGAAGAUUUUUGCCGAAAUUAGUCACCCAGAGGAGGAGGGCGAUUUGGCUGAUAUCAAGUCAUCUCUAGUGAACGAGACGGAGAUAAACCCCAACAGUAACAGCCAUGAGGCAGCUAGACAGUCCCAAGUACCCCAGGAUUCAUACCAUGAAAAACACAGAGAACAUUCUGAUGAUGGGAAGCAAGAUGGAAGCUUAUACAACAAAGGACAUCCUUACCAAGGCUAUCCAGGCUACAUCAUGAUGUCAAACAUGAACAAUGACUCCUACUUGAGCAACGGAUCCUUGUCUCCACCCAUGCCCAGAACGUCGAACAAGGUACCAGUAGUCCAGCCAUCUCACGCAGUGCACCCCCUGACCCCCCUGAUUACGUAUAGUGAUGAGCACUUUGCACCUGGACCACACUCUGGACACCACCCCCAGGAUGUCAACUCCAAACAAGGUAUGCCCAGGCAUCACCCUGGUCCUGACAUUGCCAAUUUCUAUCCACUGUCUCCUGGAGGAGUUGGGCAGAUCACCCCUCCAUUGGGAUGGCAAGGUCAGCCUGUGUAUCCAAUCUCAGGUGGAUUUAGGGAACCCUACCCAUCUGCCCUCCCAGUCGACACCCCUAUGGCCAGGUUUUCACAUCACAUGGUGCCAGGACCCCCAGGACCCCACACUACUGGAAUCCCUCAUCCUGCUAUUGUCAAUCCCCAGGUCAAACAUGAGCAUCCUCACGACAGCGACCUCAUGCACAUGAAACCUCAGCAUGAACAGAGAAAAGAGCAGGAGCCCAAAAGACCUCACAUCAAGAAACCUCUAAAUGCUUUCAUGUUGUACAUGAAAGAAAUGAGAGCAAACGUCGUAGCAGAGUGUACGCUGAAAGAGAGUGCUGCUAUCAACCAGAUUCUGGGAAGGAGGUGGCACGCUUUAUCUCGGGAAGAGCAAGCUAAGUAUUAUGAAUUAGCCCGUAAGGAACGGCAGCUUCACAUGCAGCUUUACCCUGGCUGGUCUGCAAGAGACAAUUAUGGAAAGAAGAAGAAGAGGAAGAGAGAGAAGUUACAAGAGCCUGCAUCAGGAGGAAAACGAAACACUUUCUCCACGUGCAAAGCGAAGGCAGCAGCUUCGGGGCCCCUUUUAGAGAUGGAAGCCUGCUAGACCCAAAUGGCCCAGUCCACCCCAAGAGGAACCCAGAGCAUUGACAACGUUCUUCAUCCUGCAGUCACUGCUUUAGAGACACUGAACUGUAAAGACAAUCACACUCUGACCCUCACUUGAACACAGUAUGCACACAAAAAAAAACCCAACAAAAUAUCAACGUUCUCACAGCCACAAACUCGCCACCUGUUUUGAAGAGUACAAAUUCCUGGAUUCUCACAGUCGCACAUGCCUGUGUCUAAGCUGUUUACGAACACCUCAGUUUUUUUGUUUUUUUCAUCCUACUGCCCUCUACAGCACUCCUUCUGCCUGGCACACUAGAUAUUUUUAUCCACAUUUGGCUAGAAAGCAUGCCCCCCCCUUGUUUUCACCUUGGCACACACCCUGUUCAGACUACAUUGCCACGCAGAACAUAGAGGGAUCAUGUGUUGUCAAGGAAACGGACACUCAAACCUCUGUUAGUUAAAACAAAAUGGUGCAAAAGGAUCAAUGCCGAUUAGUUUUUUUGGGGUUCAAGUUUAUUUUGAAUGCUUUUAUAUUUUAACUUUUAAGUUUUAAUUUCUUGGUGUAUAUUUUCAGUGGUUGUUUUUGUUUUUAUUUUUUUAUACGGAAAAUAAAUAAGCUUUGGAAACAGGAAGGCCAUGUUUUUUGUUUUUCCUGUUGAAGCGUCUUGCAGAAAUGAGAAAAAAUAAAGGCUUCUUUUGAUAACUAUUUGUAACAAAUAGUGACCUCUCAGUCUUUGUCAAAUGUACAUUAGAGCUCAAUACGUGUACUUUUUUAAAAAGUUGUCAAGAUAUGUCAGUUAUACUUUUCUUGGUAUUUUUGCAGGUGAUUAUAUGAACAAGCAGUUAAAAUAGGCAACCAGAAGCCUAUAUUUUCCUUUCUCAACAAACAAAUGGAACAAAUAUAUAUAUAUAUCCCAGCACUUGGCAGUCUAUUUUAUUGCAAUGUAUUUGUCUUCUGUUUCUGGUAGCUAAUAGUGAUCUUAUGCCAUUUCUACUCCAUGCAAGCAUUUCUGUAACAUUUUUAGUAUUAACUGAUACAUUUUUCCUUUAUUUUUGAAUCACUGUCAACUUGGGAUAGCACUUUGCUUCCAAGUGGUUACAUUUUAAAUGUGUUUAAACAUAUUUUUGUUUUUUUAAGAAAAUAAAAAGACAGCAUUGACUGAAAAUUGAGUCUCUGUGUUACAGUUUUUAACAAUGCAUUGUCAGUACAGUCUAUCAGGAUAAUUACAAUACUUACAGUAGUUUACUACAUUUUGAUUGCCAAAAGAAAUGGAUGAGAAAUGUGUUUUGUGCAAUCGUUCCCCAUUAUUCAAAAUGACCACAUGUACAGUAUGGUGCCUUGCAAAAAAGUUCUUCACUCCCUUACAAUGAUGUCACAUUUUGUCAAUUUGCAUAAUGAAUAAACAUGAAUGUGUUUUCAAUUAAACAUUGAGUGCUCAAACAUAAUUUAAGGGUGAAAGAAGUGAAAUGGCUGCAGGAACUGCAAAGAAAAAAACAUGUUGAUUGCAUAGGUACAGUAUUCAUCUCUUUUUCCUCCAACAAAUGAUUGAUGUCAACACGUGGUAAAAGGGUUUGUGGCCACACAACCAUUGUGAUGAGCCUUGAGGACAUUUGAUUCCUGCCUUUUGCCGAGAGCAUGAAAUAAUGUGAAAACUAUCGGCACUCCUUAUAGUUAUUUAUUGUCCACAUGAACUAUUGUAACUUGCAACUUCAAGUGUACCAUGUGUGAAUGAAGAGGUCAUGCAUUUAAACAUUUUUUCUGUUUUCCAGCAUCCCACACAAUUCAUGCUAACUGCCUCUGCAUUAACUGAACUGCAGAUCUGUUUUUCACUUUUACAGUACAGGAGCUACUGCACACCAUCUUCUAACUUGGAAUCUCACUCAGAGCAGCUCCUAAGAAGAGUACACACUUUUAACCAUCUCCACUGAAUUCUGACUCUUUAAUUACACUUCUGAUGCAGCGCAAAAAGAACAGGCAGUUCAUUUCUGAAUGGCCUUAGCUGAAAUGUGGAGAUGACUUCAAAGCGCUGAAGGAACAGUCAUUUAAAUCUUGAUGUAAACCUGCUGUUUGGUCACAUUAAAGAUAGAACACUGAGUAUAGAUCUUUCCUUCCAUUCUUCUACCUCUCCCACUCAAUGUAUUCAGUCUCAGAAGGAUGAGUUGAAUCAAUUAUAAUUCACUUUGCUGUGCUGGACAAAUGCAGAUUAGCCAAACCUCCAUGUUCCUCAGCUCUUUUCAUCACUUAAUAUGGCACCUUUGAUGCUAUGAUCUUGCCCUCAGCAUUGUCUUACAAGAACACUUAUAAGUAGAGAGGCGUUGCAGGUUGACAGAUAUCCCUUUAGCCUUGGUCAGCUUUCUUCUGCCAUUAUAAAACAGGUCUCCGAGCUGUUUCCAGCCAGCCAUCAAAGAGAAUACAUUUUUGAAUAAUUUAAAAGCGUGUGUUAAUUUUGCGCUGUUUCUUACCCACAGAUCCCAGCAAGGCUGCAGUUAUCACAUGGUGAAAUAUCCUGAAUUUCACUACACUUCUUCACAAAGGUUUUUUUACCAUUUUGAGAUUAAAGCCUCAAAAGCAGGACUGGUCAAUAUCAUGGGUGGUCUGUCCUUCCACAAGUGAGACAUCCAGCAAUUAGAAAUGCCAGAUAAGGAACGGCUUGAGUAUGGGUAACUGUUGAUUGAAUUUCUGAUUGAAUUAUGAGUAGGAAUGGGAAGGGCAAUUAAAUUCUCAUCAUGACACUGUGACAGACUCAGAGACAAUGUGCUCAUGCCAAAACAUAUUGUUCAAGGCCUGCAAGUACUUAGUUUUCAAAUAUAAAUAUAUAUAUUUUUAAGUGUGUUUAAGGCACAGUUUCUAGGAUGACUAGCCCACUUUCAAACAUCUAUUUUUUUAUACACCUACAUGUUGGGACAGUACAGUUUCAAAAUCCAAGUUUGUAGGUUGGUACAAUUUUAAAUGACCAUUUGUUAGAAAGAACUAAAAUAAGGUUAUUAACUGAUUGCACUGUUAUUAAAUGGUAAAAAAGGUACUAUUACAAAAAACUAUUUAUUUUUUAGAUUUUUCUCCUCAUACUGCUCUGUAGUAUAAAAAGAUCUGUGUAUGUAGGCCAGAUAUAUUUGUCUUACUAGUCUAAGGUUCACCAAUACAGCAGUAUGCCUCUUAGCUUACAAAUUUUUGCCAUAUUUUGAAAAGCACUAUACUGGAUUACUUAAUAUCACAUUUAACCUACUGUACAAAGAAAACAAUCCUGUAAAACAAGAAACAGGCUAUGUAAUAAGUACAGUAAUAGGAAAAAUGAUCUGUACUUGGCUAUGUCCAGUGGUACUCACUUCUGUUCCUUAAACUGUAUUCCUCCAUCUAUGAAGGGUCUGCUAAGGACUGAUAAGGAAAUGGAGGGAAGAAAAUAGCUUAAUUAAUGUAAUUAUGAAGGACCAAGAUGGAACAAUAAACAGUCUGAAAUAAGGCAUCCCAGAGCAUGAUACUUUUAACCUCUGCUCUGGGGAUUACAGUGCACAUUUCAAGAUAUCUGCAUCUCCCCUCAUCCCACCCUCUGGUUCGGGCACCUCCCCAGUACCAAAGAUAUUACUCCUGUUCCAACCAGUGACACACGAGGCCAUCAUUUCAGAAAGUGUCAUAAAAUGAGGCAGAUGUUUUUUUCAUUCGUCAUUUUUUAAAGAGCUUGUGCCAGACAAAAUCAAAUUUGCCAAAGUGUAUCAAUACAAAAGGCAUCUCUGAAAAGUCGUAGAAGUAAUUAGUGAUUUCACAAAAGUCACAAGUCAGCAUAAACAAAACCAGAUGCUUAAAUCCAGUUGAGUCAAGGACCUGCCUCUGCUUUUAUUUGUGAUGCCACCUCGCCCUCUUGUGGCCCUACUCUCCAACUGCAUCUUAAUGACGUUUCUUAUUCUACCAUAGACUACAUACUGUUUAAAAGGGCUUAGUCUCACUUAUAGAACUAGAGCCUCACACAUCAUUAACAUAUUUUGAGACUUACAACAACACAUGCACAAAUUUAAGUGUACCAAUCUAUAUGCAUAUAUUGGUGUCAACAUUUUUAAAUGAAACAGUUUAUACAAAAAGGCAGCCUUUGAUAAAGACCACUAAACUAGGAACAUAUUAUGUUUUACUAAAAGACUAAAAUUCACUACUGUCUUUUUGGGCAUUCACUGCCCUUCAAAAUCUUUAAAACUUAAAUGCCAGAAGAAUAAAACAAUAAGAAGCUGGUAGAUUCCUUUUUGUUAGGUUGAGCUGCUAUUGACUAAUAGCUUUUCCCGCAGACCUGUACAUUUCUCAACCGAAACCCUGCUCAAAUACAGAAGUAGCCCCACAACAAUGAAAGACAAAAAACGCAUAACCAAUGAACACAGAAAGUUAACUUCAAAUGAUGAGUAACCCCCUAUGCUUGAGAAAAUGUACCAAUUCACUAAAUUAGGAGUCAAAACAUAAAACAUAUUAGGUAGGCAACACAAGUAUCUUCAAUGAACCUUUAAUGACACAAACACCUGCAAAAACGUCAGUCACAAAGAUGACAUCCAGAAGAACAACAAAAGGCAAAGAAGUUCCACCACAACAACGUUUCAUUUUAGUGCUUCAGAAGGCACCGAGGCUGCACCUGAAAUUUCAUAAG